AUGUCAGGACCGUCGCUCCCUACCCCACGCGUUAUCCAUGUCAAUACCAGAGGAGCUGUCAUUCUGACAGAGGAGUCGCCAGAGACCCGUGACAGUCGAGGAAUAUACCUCCCCAACUAUAUCGAGCCAGUCUCCCACAUUGCUAUUGGUGGUUCCCUGGCGAAAGUUGUGUACUUUACACGGUCACCCGAGCCGCCAGCAUCUCCCUCGAUAGCCGCGACGCGAGGCAGUAGCUGCGCAGCGAGCCAAUUGUCGACUCCUAGCCCUGGCUCUCCACCCUCUCCGAACCGGUCCUCGCCAUACAUUCCAUCCAGCUCAUCGCAUACGCGAAACGGUGCUUUAACCCCUCUUGUCCUUGAAACGCACAAUCACAAUGGCACGGGCGAUUACCUGAACGGCGGCAGUGGUAGCUCUGCUAAUCCCCUUGAUACCGAUCUUCUCCGGUCGACAAUCUUGAAACGCACGACCUCUGUUCACCACCUCCCCGGUGGCUCUCUCAAUUUCGAGCGGUUCGAAACAGAACGUGUGUCGGACCUGGUUGACUUCCUCCGCGACCUCAUCACGCGCUCGGCCAAGGCCAACGGCGUCUCCAUCGAGGAGAUGCGGCGUGGAGUCAAUGUCGUUGCGACCGGCGGAGGCGCACACAAGUUUGGGGAGCUCUUCGCCGGCGAGCUGGUAGUAGAGGUGCGACGCGAGGAUGAGAUGGAAUGUUUGAUCGAAGGCAUGAAGUUCAUGGCGAUGAUCCCGGAGGAGGUGUACUACUUCUCGGAUAAGCUCAUCCAAGCGGUCUCGCACCCUGGCACGAGUAGAGGGCCACUCAAGGAUGGUGACGAUGGCGCGCCCGCUGAGCCUGUCCUUGAGCGGCCCUCACCAAACCCACCGCAGUAUGCAGUGACGUUUGAGCCUGGGGAGCCAUCAGCGCAUCUUCCGUGCUUAUUGGUCAAUAUUGGUUCUGGAGUGUCGAUCAUCAAAGUCGACGCAGAUGGCACUUUUGAGCGUAUCAGCGGUACCAGUCUUGGGGGAGGCACUCUCUGGGGAUUACUCAGUCUGCUUACACCUGCUAGGAACUUUGACGAGAUGUUGUCACUGUCAGAGCAGGGUGACAACUCUGCCGUCGAUAUGCUGGUCGGGGACAUCUAUGGCACGGAUUAUAGCAAACUUGGCCUGAAGUCCACCACGAUUGCCAGCUCCUUCGGCAAAGUGUUCAAGAACCGGCCCGAUACAGAACCAACUCCGGGCUCGUUUCGUCCCGAGGAUAUCAGCAAGAGUCUCUUGUACGCCGUCUCAAAUAACAUUGGCCAGAUAGCAUACAUGAAUGCUGAGAAGUAUGGCUUGGACCGAAUUUACUUCGGUGGAUGCUUUAUCCGAGGGCAUGCCGCCACCAUCGCCACGCUUUCAUACGCAAUCCGGUUCUGGAGCAAGGGCACGAAACGUGCAUUGUUUCUCCGCCAUGAAGGAUUUUUGGGUGCAAUUGGUGCCUGGAUCAAGAAUGUGGACACUGACGACGUCGACAGCGUAUCACCUUUGUCCCAAGGGCCGUAGCCUUUAUUGACUCUAUACGAGGGUCAGAACCGGCCAUCCUGUGGUCACCACGUUCACAUACACAUGCGCCAAUGUAUUUAUAUCAUUCCAUUCCUAAUCCUUUUGAGGUUGUUCCCCGGGAAAUUGGAACUCCACUGUACUAUUAGCCUGCUAGUUCCACAUUGGAAGUUGUGCUGUACGUUACCAAUAUGUUACAAUCGGUUGGAAGUAAUCAACGACUGGGAUGCC
Coniophora puteana RWD-64-598 SS2 is the source of this 1770-nucleotide messenger RNA. Its product is annotated as fumble. Gene Ontology annotation, molecular function: ATP binding; pantothenate kinase activity. The record is from RefSeq and is a predicted model, not a curated record. The transcript is spliced from 7 exons. Lineage: Eukaryota; Fungi; Basidiomycota; Agaricomycetes; Boletales; Coniophoraceae. Gene Ontology annotation, cellular component: cytosol; nucleus. Bases 1 to 1542 code for a protein of 513 amino acids. Gene Ontology annotation, biological process: coenzyme A biosynthetic process.